GCUGCAGAUACGCCUUGGACGACAUCGAUGACCUCGAACAGUACGCCACCGAGCAAGACGAACGAUGGCGCUGCCAACUCCGCCGCUUCUUCUGCCGCAACCCCUCAAGCCACGGUGGCUGCCUUCUCGCCGAAUCAGCAGACCGCCGCUACGAAGCGCAACCGCGCAUCGGUGCUCAUCCAUCAGAAAAGUCCGCUCCUCGUCGCAACGCCUCCGCAGGUGACACGGGCGCUAGCGUAUAGUCAUCCCUUCAUCUUACCACUGAACUUCGUUGCCGGCUUGCUAUCAUGGACAACAGGCGAUCCAUGGGAAAGCUUUCUAUUGCUCUCCGCUUUCUGGUUCAUCACCAUGUAUGGCGACCACGUUGUACGCUGGGCUGGACCGCUUGUGCUGGUCACGGGAUUGAUAUUGGGCAUGUAUUCGCGACGCUAUAGCCCUCUCUCGAGUACUAUCUGGAGCGGAGACAAGCCCAAGCGGAAGCCAGCGGAUUCAGAGCAGCGGAAGAGUCUCGACGAUCUCCUGGAGUCGCUGGAGACAUUCACCGGCCGAUGCGAUGCCCUGCUAGAUCCGUUUCUAAGGCUCACUGAGUUCUUGAGCACGCAGUCGACUGCUACAUCUGCGACAACAAGGCCAGCGCUCGUAUCGUUGUUCUUGCGCAUAUUGGCAACAAUGCCGUUCUGGAUCUUGUUGACCCUACCACCACUGCAUAUUAUCACUACUAGGCGUGUGGUUCUAGUCUUUGGCACCAUUGGACUGUCGUGGCACAGCCGACCAGCGCGAGUGACACGAACAAUCCUAUGGCGGAGCCGGUCGGUACGCAGACUGGCCUCACUGGUGACAGGCUUGCGAUUUGACGGCGUGGACCAUCGACAAGCGGCUGUGCCAACGCUACCACCACGAAGCAAAGCACCUAACACGAGCACAUUGUCCGUGGAGAGUGGGAAACCCGGUGUUCGCUUUACAUUCACCGUCUAUGAAAAUCAGCGACGCUGGCUAGGUCUAGGCUGGACAGCUUCUUUAUUUGCGUACGAGAGGCAAGCUUGGACAGACGAGCACCUCAGUACAUGCCCGGAUCCGGAGCAUUUUGGGCUGCCUGACACAGAGAGUGACAAUGCAGCGUGGCGUUGGGUUUCUGGCAGUGAGUGGCACGUCGAGCGAGCCUUUAGCGGUACCGAUAGCCCCUCCAAACGUGCCGACAGCGAACACAAUGGUUCUGCCGACGACGUUGGCUGGACUUACUAUGACAACAAGUGGCAGAAUGGGCAGAAAGCCGAUGGCUGGGGACGCUACACUCGCCGCCGCAAAUGGAUCCGCGAUGCCGAGCUCGUCAAAGUCGACGCUACUCCC
Molecule: messenger RNA, 1347 nt
Organism: Baudoinia panamericana UAMH 10762
Lineage: Eukaryota; Fungi; Ascomycota; Dothideomycetes; Mycosphaerellales; Teratosphaeriaceae
Exons: 1
Biological process (GO): peroxisome organization
Cellular component (GO): peroxisomal membrane
Source: RefSeq, a predicted model, not a curated record